This is a messenger RNA of Stegodyphus dumicola, 1707 nucleotides long. RefSeq names its product dedicator of cytokinesis (gene Zir). NCBI's taxonomy places the organism in Eukaryota, Metazoa, Arthropoda, Arachnida, Araneae, Eresidae. The record is from RefSeq and is a predicted model, not a curated record. Gene Ontology annotation, molecular function: guanyl-nucleotide exchange factor activity. Gene Ontology annotation, biological process: small GTPase-mediated signal transduction; positive regulation of GTPase activity.
UUUCUAGAAAAUUUCUCCAAAUGUCUUGGAGGAGAGUGCUGUAUCUGAUGAUAUUGUAUCUCCGGAUGAAGAAGGGAUAUGCACAGGAAAAUAUUUUACAGAAAAUGGCCUAAUAGGGCUUUUAGAACAAGCUGCAAAUUCUUUCAGUCAGGGAGGAAUGUAUGAAAAUGUAAAUGAAGUGUACAAAAUACUUAUACCAAUUGCUGAAGCUCACCGAGAUUAUAAAAGCCUUGCUUUGAUUCAUAACAAAUUACAUGAUUCAUUUGUGAAAAUUGACCAACAAGUUGGCAAGCGAGUUUUUGGAACAUAUUUCCGUGUGGGUUUCUAUGGUGCUAAAUUUGGAGAUUUAGAUGGAGAAGAAUUUGUCUACAAGGAACCAUACUUAACAAAACUGCCAGAAAUUUCUCAUAGAUUGGAAAAUUUUUAUAUGGAAAGAUUUGGGCCUGAAUAUGUAGAAGUCAUAAAAGAUUCUAACAGUGUAGAUCCACUCAAGCUUAAUCCAGACAAGGCUUAUAUUCAAAUAACAUAUGUUGAACCAUUUUUUGAAAUGUUUCAAUUACGGGAGCGAAUUACUCAUUUUGAUAGAAAUUACAACAUAAGAUGCUUUAUCUAUGCAACACCAUUCACACCUGAUGGACGGGCUCAUGGUGAAUUACAUGAACAGUAUAAACGUAAAACUAUUCUUACUACAGCAUAUACUUUUCCUUAUGUUAAAACAAGAAUACAGGUUGUAGAAAGACAUCAGAUUGUGCUAACACCAAUUGAAGUUGCAAUUGAAGACAUAAUGAAAAAGACCCAAGAGUUGGCAAAUGCAACAACUCAAGAACCAGCAGAUCCCAAAAUUUUGCAAAUGGUAUUGCAAGGUUGUAUAGGAACUACUGUUAAUCAGGGUCCUAUGGAAGUUGCACACGUGUUCCUUCUUGAUUUGAUUGAUGGGAAAAAAUCUCCUACUCCACUUCAGCAUAAACUAAGAUUAUGCUUCAAGGAUUUUUUGCUUAAAUCUUAUGAAGCCUUGCGCAAGAACAGAACACUUAUAGGACCAGAGCAGAAAGAUUAUCAAAAGGAAUUGGAAAGAAAUUACCAUAAAUUUAUAGAACGUCUUAUGCCAAUGAUAAAACUAUCCACUGCUACAGCUUCAAAGCUUGGAAGGGAGCGACAUGGAAGUGGUGACAGAAUACCAAAGAAGAAGCAGUAACAUGCAAGCUGUUUUUUAAAGACAUGAAAAAAAAUGCAAAGCAAUGUUUUUGUAUAUUUUUUUGGGGGGAGGAGGCUAGUGGUUUUCUUAUAUGCUCUCUUUGUAUUUUUAUUUUAUUGCUCUGAUAUGUGAUAAGAUUCCAGGCCACCUAAAUGUUUACAUAUAAAACAUUUCCAAUAAUUUUUAAUCUACUCUUGUCAAAUAUAUAUUUAGUUUGGGAUCAUUUUCUAGAUUGUAAAUAUGUUUUAAAAGUUUUAACUUUAUGAAGUGUUAGAUUUUCUCUUGCUCAAUUUACGUGAAUUUUAUAUUUAGAAUAUGCCUAUUUUAUAACUUUUUUUAUAAUAAAUGUGUACUUACUUGCUGCUUUUAGAAUUUUAUUUUUGCUAAAUAUUGAUGUUAAAUUUUAUGAAUGUGCUGUCUUUUGUAAUUGUCUUUUUUCUGCAUGACUGUUUUUAAUAUAUUCUGCAUCAAUCUUUUUAAUAUAUUAGUGAAAUAAAAUACCUGCGAAAGUC